Nasonia vitripennis (jewel wasp) is the source of this 2638-nucleotide messenger RNA. RefSeq names its product glucose dehydrogenase [FAD, quinone]-like. The record is from RefSeq and is a predicted model, not a curated record. Bases 590 to 2530 code for a protein of 646 amino acids. NCBI's taxonomy places the organism in Eukaryota, Metazoa, Arthropoda, Insecta, Hymenoptera, Pteromalidae. Gene Ontology annotation, molecular function: flavin adenine dinucleotide binding; oxidoreductase activity, acting on CH-OH group of donors. The transcript has 2 exons.
UUCAAUAAUUCUAUCGACCGCAUAAAAAAAUUAGAUCCUAACAAUGAUAAGCAAGUUCAUCAUCGCUGUAUAGUAUCAUUUCAGUUUUUUUAUGUGAAUCACGCAAUUUCAUUGAGUUGGGCAUAACUUUUUCCCGAUAAAUCCACGACUUGAAUUACAAUAGCAUUCGUCCUCGUUGUAAAGUUUCGAUUGCCAAGAAGCCAACUCUACGAAUCGGCCUUCUCUAGUUUAAAAAUUAAACACGCAAUGCGUCAAUGUACUUGAGAUUCACGAGGCUUAAAAGUAAAAUUCUACGGUAAAAUUCAUCAGUCUGUAGUUGCAGUUGUCACAAGCUUGAUUGUUCUCCGAGACUUGGAAAAAGUAAGCAGCUCAGAAUAUAUCAUUCAUGAAGAUAUUUAUAUAAUCUUACCGAUAUUUCCUUUAAACAAUCAUAUCAUAAAAAGCAAUAUAAGUUGAUUGCAAUUACAAAAAAAAUUUCAAUUUUCGCACACAGAGGGUUAUUGCGUUUACGAUCAACGCCAUAAACGCUCGUCCACGACGUAUAAAAUCGAUGCAUCGAGUUUGAUCAUCUUUCUUGCUCUGUCCCACGAUGAAUCGGUUACUCGUGCAGUUAGUGAGUGUUAUCGUGACUAUCAGUGCAUCGGUCUUUGCAAGAGCUAAUUUACCGUAUCGCGAUCUCUAUGGGUUCACUGAAAAAAACGCACCGUUUUCAGACGCUUUGUUUCAACUGUCCAUCGGUGCGAUGAAUUUCCUGUACGAAGGUGACCAAAAUUUGAACAGUGAACUGGCAGACACUACCCCUAGAAACGACGAGGAGUACGAUUUCAUCGUCAUCGGCGCCGGCAGUGCGGGGGCUACCAUAGCUGCGAGGCUAAGCGAAAUAGAAGACGUCACGGUCCUUCUGAUCGAGGCUGGUCGUCAGGAAAAUCUGCUGAUGGAUAUACCGAUCAUCGUCAACUAUCUCCAGCUCAGCAACGAUCUGAAUUGGAAGUAUCAAACCGAACCGUCCGAUGACUAUUGCCGAGGUAUGUCGGGUCGUAAGUGCAACUGGCCGAGAGGAAAAGUCAUGGGAGGAAGCAGUGUUUUGAAUUACCUUAUCGCGACCAGAGGACAUUCGUUGGAUUACGAUAACUGGGCUGCGAUGGGCAACGAGGGAUGGUCUUACAAGGACGUGUUGCCGUAUUUCAAAAAACUCGAAAAUAUUGCAAUAGAAAGACUGAGGAUCAACGAAGAGAUGCACAGCACCGAUGGACCCGUUCACAUUUCUCAUCCACCUUAUCACACGCCAUUGGCAGAGGGCUUUCUCAAAGCAGGUAUAGAACUGGGAUACCCUGUGGUCGAUUACAACGCUUACAAUCAGAGCGUCGGAUUUUCUUACAUACAGAGCACCAUGAAAAACGGCAUGAGGAUGAGCACGAACAGAGCUUAUCUGUAUCCCGCAAACAACAGGAAGAACCUGUUCGUAACGAAGCUGAGUCACGUCGACAGGAUACUCAUAAAUUCCGAGACGAAAACGGCCUACGGUGUGGAGUUCACGAAAUUGGGCAAGAAGAUUCGCGCGAUAGCCAGAAAAGAGAUCAUCUUAUCCGCUGGUUCUGUCGGUUCGGCACAACUCUUGAUGCUCUCUGGCAUCGGCCCAUCUGAACACUUGAAAGAAAUGAAGAUCGACGUCGUUCAAGAUGCUCCGGUUGGAGAAAAUCUCAUGGAUCAUAUUGCCUACGGUGGCCUGGUAUUUUUGGUCGAUCAACCUGUCGGUAUCGUUACGGAGGACAUGGUCAACUUCGCCAAGCCCUAUUUAACCGAUUAUCUGAUCAGGAAAACUGGCCCCUUCACUAUUCCAGGUGGCUGCGAAGCCUUGGCUUUUAUCGACGUGGAUAAGCCAACGAAACUGGACGUGUUUCCGAACAUUGAAUUGCUGUUCAUCGGAGCUUCGAUCGUCUCGGACUCUGUGAUCCACGAAAACAUGGGCAUCUCCAAUGAGUACUGGAAUAAAAUGUACUCGAACAUCUCGGGACACUACUCGUGGACUAUUUUCCCGAUGCUCAUGCGGCCGAAAAGUCGAGGAAAAAUUUUACUGCGAAGCAACGAUUCCAACGAAAAACCAAAAAUUUUCGCUGGCUAUUUGCAAGAUCCAGAAGACGUCAGGAUAAUGGUGAAAGGAAUCAGAUCAGCGAAAGAAGUCAGCCGAACGAGGGCUAUGCGAAGAUUCAAGUCGCAACUUCACGAAGUUCCUGUGCCCGGAUGCGAAGAUCGGCAGUACGAUUCGGACGAAUAUUGGGAGUGCGCUUUGAGAACUUUUACUGUCACGAUAUACCAUCAUUCUGGGACUUGUAAAAUGGCCCCGGAUAACGAUCCGACGGGUGUCAUCAAUCCAAGAUUACAGGUCAAAGGUAUUCAAGGAUUACGAGUAGCAGAUGCUUCAAUAAUGCCUAUGAUCAUUACCGGGCAUACGAACAUUCCAGUAAUUAUGAUUGGGGAAAAACUUGCCGAUAUCAUUAAAGAAGACUGGGGUUAUAAGGUGGAGGUCUAACGUCAGUCAGUAGUAUUGUAUAUAUAAGUAAAAAAAUAAAAAAAUGUUUUAUAUAUGUUUUUGUAAGAAAAAAUAAAUGUGCAAUAUAUAAAUAUAAAUAAUAAUAUA